UAGGAAUCAUGUUGACAUGUAGAUUAAUAAAAAGUUCAUGGUGUAAAUGUCAAAAACGAUACGUGUCAAAAGGUGCAGCAAUUGUAAAAAAGGAACAUGGAGAACAAGAAAUCGCAAAAAUUCGAAAUAUUGGAAUUUUGGCACAUAUCGAUGCUGGAAAAACUACCACAACGGAAAGAAUGUUAUAUUAUUCCGGUCUGAUUAGGCACAUGGGAGAGGUUCAUCAUGGAAAUACGGUAACAGAUUACAUGGACCAGGAACGUCAGCGUGGUAUAACAAUUACCUCUGCCGCAGUGACGUUUCAAUGGAAAAAUUAUCGUAUCAAUUUAAUCGAUACUCCUGGUCAUAUAGACUUUACUAUGGAAGUGGAACAAACUUUGAGAGUAUUAGAUGGGGCAGUAGUUAUAUUAGAUGGUAGUGCAGGUGUUGAAGCUCAGACAUUGACUGUCUGCAGACAAGCAGAUAAAUAUAGUAUCCCUAGAAUUAUUUAUGUAAAUAAAAUGGACAGAGCAGAUGCUGAUUUUGACAUGAGCUUAAAGUCUGUUCAAUCAAAGUUAAACACAGUAGUGUUACCUACACAAUUUCCAAUAAAGGAAAAAGGGGUUCUGCAAGGAAUUGUGGAUGUUAUUUCUUUGGAGAAGUUCAUGUUUGAUAAAAAAGACAUGGGAAUGAAACUUACAAGAUUAAAAUUAUCCGAAAAUGAGGAUAAACAUUUAUGGGAAAUAGCAAAUGAAAGACGCCAAAAUUUAACUGAUAAGUUGUCCAGCAUAGAUGAUGAGUUAGCUGACACCAUCAUAGAGCAAGAAUCUUUGGAUACAAUUACCUCACAAAUGUUGCAUAACUCCUUGUACAGAGCCACUAUAAGUAGGAAAGGUGUUCCUGUACUUCUAGGUAGUUCUUACAAAAACAUAGGAGUGCAACCUUUAAUGGACAGUAUUCUCUUGUAUCUACCAUCACCCAAUGACAAUAAAUAUUCAUCACAUUAUAAUAGCUUCGCCAAGAAUCUGUCUGCCAGAGCUUUUAAAGUCGUUCACGAUAAGCAAAAGGGACCCAUCACUUUUUGUAGACUGUACAGUGGUAGCUUAGAAAAGGGCACGAAAAUAUACAACGUUUGUAGGGAAGAAAAAGAGACGGCUGGCAAAUUGUACAUCGCCUUCGCGGACGACUAUCAAGAAAUAUCAAGCAUCACUCGUGGCAAUAUUGCGGCAGUCACAGGAUUAAAAUAUACAAUGGCUGGUGAUUUGAUAACGUCUACUCUAACUGCAGCAAACAAUGCAAAACAAAAACUAGAGGCACAGAAAGAUGUUAGACCAGAAGACAUAGAAAAAAUAUUUAAUUGUAAUACAAAAACAUUGGAGCCAGUUUUUUUCUGUUCCAUAGAGGCACCAUCAUUAUCCACACAAACAGCUUUAGAAGCAGCUCUACAGCAACUUGAAAGGGAAGAUCCCAGUUUGAGGGUAUCUCAGAAUGAAGAAACUGGCCAAAUUGUUCUUGCAGGCAUGGGUGAAUUGCACCUUGAGAUCAUUAAAGAAAGAAUCAGGACAGAGUACAAAGUUGAUGCUGACUUAGGUCCUUUACAAAUUGCUUACAGAGAGACAAUAAAGGAACCUAUUAAAGAUUCUUUCUCGUGCGAAUUUAAGAUAGGAAAUGCUAAUCAAAAAGUCACUGUAAUCAUGUCAUUGAUACCAAAUUACCAAGGAAGUGAAACUUUGCUGCUAGACAACUCAUCAGAUUGUAUCAGUAAUAUCAGUGCUAUACCUUUGAAAAUUAUGAAAGCGGUGAAAUCUGGUAUACGGUCGGUUCGUUUACACGGACCCAAAUUAAGUUAUCCAGUUAUAAAUAUGGGUAUCAAGUUGCAUUGGUUGGAAUAUCUAUCUAAUACAACGCCGUCGGUAAUCACUGCCGCUGUUUCACAAUGUGUUAGAAAGUUGAUGCGAGAAGCUGAAGUCACACUCAUGGAGCCCAUAAUGCAAUUGGAAGUUGUGGUAGCCUCAGAUUAUUUUAGUGUUGUCCUCAAAGACUUGUCGAAGAGGCGUGCAGAAAUACGAUACAUCGACGAACGUGGACCAAACAAAGUGGUACAUUGCGUUGCUCCACUCGCUGAGCUACUGGGAUAUUCAACAGCAGUGAGGGUAAUUUCAUCAGGACAUGCAACGUUCACGUUAGAAUUCGAUCAUUACGAAUUAAUGGACUCGAUCAACGAAGCAGAAGCGAUUAAACGUGUCACUGGUUUCUAUUAGUUAAAUAAAGAAAGGAAGAACAGCUUCCAUGAGAAAAGAACAACACAUACACGAUGCAAUGUUGCUUUGUACCAAAUAUCAUUUGUAUUAAGAAAUUAGCUAUUUAAUUGUACAAAGAUAGAAAUGUCCCUCUGGUCUCGGGAUUAAGAUUAGCGUAUUCUUUACGUGGCAACGCAUUAAGGCAGUCCUAUGUGCCGAUUUCUCAUACGUCGGAAAAGACUUACACAUCUAAGUAAAAGUAACAAUUACGAUAAUACACGAAUAAUUAAAACACAUCGUUAUUAUAUCUUGGACAAUUACAUGCUCGGUUGUUCCUUUAUUGCGUUCGUUUCUAAUCAAAAUAUAUUGCAGCAUUUCGUUUAUCGAUGGUGCGUUUACACAAUCUCUUCUUCUUCUUCGUCUUUUUACUUACAAAAAUCGCCGAUUCGCGGCCGCCGAUCACGGGGCUGAAAUCGCGCAGCUCAGUAAAACGAUUUCUUUCGACUAAACGAUCUUUAUACAAAUGUAGAAUCAUCAAUGGCGAUAUCAAUAGUUAAAAAAAAAAUUGACAAAAUUGCAGAUGAAAGAAAGUCUUAUCGAAAAGAAACACUGGCUCAGCCUCGAAAGCGGCAGCCGCGUAUAAAUAUAUUAAUAUUGCUUAAAGAUCAUGCAAAAAUGUCAUACAUAAUAAAAUAUAUGUAUGUAUAUAUAUUAUAUGUACGGAGGGAUUACAUGUUAUGGGGUGAGAGACUUUUGCAAACAUGUCAUUUGCACGUAAAAAUCUGCCGCAUCCGGUUAAGUUACGCGUUUCAACCGGAUGUGACUUCGAAAAAUACUUCGCCUUUUUCUUCUCGUACGUUCAUCACACGCGAUUUACACCCAUAGAAACGCGCCAGUAACAUGAGAAAUUCCAUCUUUCACAACCUUUCCACUUUUUUGCCUUCAGUUUUCGUUUUAUUAGCCUCAAAAAUGAAUUUAUCAAAGUUACUUUGCACGGUAGAUGCAAAAAAUGUGUUGUUCGACGAUAAGGCUUUCUGUUUUGUAAUUAUUUGUUUACGAUGCGUGAAUCCAUGACAGAGACGCAAUACUGAAUACCUCGACGCGGUUUCUAUUUAUUAAGAAAUAAUCAUGUCUCGUCGUAGAAGUUACCAGGAAUCUCACGGACAACGGUAACUCAAGUUAUUAUCUCUAUACAAUCGAAUA
This is a messenger RNA of Habropoda laboriosa, 3422 nucleotides long. It is a transcript of the gene mRRF2, whose product is annotated as ribosome-releasing factor 2, mitochondrial. The transcript is spliced from 4 exons. NCBI's taxonomy places the organism in Eukaryota, Metazoa, Arthropoda, Insecta, Hymenoptera, Apidae. The record is from RefSeq and is a predicted model, not a curated record. The coding region runs from base 9 to 2240 and encodes 743 amino acids. Gene Ontology annotation, cellular component: mitochondrion. Gene Ontology annotation, biological process: mitochondrial translation; ribosome disassembly. Gene Ontology annotation, molecular function: translation elongation factor activity; GTP binding; GTPase activity.